AUGGAAGACAUCGACAGGGACCAGAAUGCCUCAUCUGAAAUACUUGAGCCUGUGGAAUGGGACUCAUUGAGAAAGUUGAGUCUUGAACCUGGAGGUUUCAGAGACAAACGGACCCAACUUUGGCCCAAGCUUCUUUAUGUGACGCACGUAGAAGAAGCACCGGACCCCCCAGAGUCACUGGACGGAAGCACGCUAAUUGAUGCAGCCUCGGACAAUUAUACCGACUUAGAGAGCACCACGGAAUCGGUCCAUAGAGAUGAGCGACAAAUUGGCUUAGAUACCGAGAGAAGUUUCGUCUUAUAUCCAGUAGACAGCACAGAAGACCGCGAGCACCGGCAGGUUGAGCUGCACGAGUUGAUUGUGUCUGUUUUCCGGAAGCGACAACGUCUAAACUACUUCCAAGGUUAUCACGACGUCAUCUCCGUUCUGUUCCUCACCCUUCCGAAGGAGUUGCAAGCCCCUUGUGCCGAGAAACUAAGCCUUCUCAGAUUACGUGACUCGAUGGGGGUUAGUCUCGAACCCGUGGUCGGUCUUUUGCGUAUCCUGAAGCGAAUAUUGCACUGUGGUGACCCCUCAUUCGCAGCUCUGCUCGAACGCAACAUGUCCCUCCCAUACUUUGCCCUUUCUCAUAUUUUGACUCUGUUAUCACACGACGUCCCUUCGCUACCUCUCAUUCAACAUGUUUUCGACUAUCUGCUCUGUAGACCGCCAAUAGCUAUCGUCUACCUGGUCGCAGCAGUAGCUCUGUCACGUCGCGAAGAAGUUGAGAUUUUGGAGAAAGAUGGCGAAGACGGGAUGAUUCAUUCGCUGCUCAGCAGCCUUCCGGAGCUGUACGAGGAAGACGAACGGGCAUUGCCUAUAGGAGAAGACAUUAGCAAAAGCAUCGUCAUAGUGCAGGCAGAAGAGUCGGUUGAAGAUGAAGCCACAGCCCGAGUGAAUCCGGUGAAGGUCGAACCCCUUCAGGUUGAGGAUAUGGCAGAGUUUCCUCCUGAUCCCGAACACGCUCGUCGAAAAUCAAAUGGUAGCGCAGAUAAAAUCUCACCACUUGCGCAAGAGCCUGACACGCUCGUCGAAUCUAUGGAUGUCGACGAGAUAUCGCCGGGUACACCCACAACUGCAGCAUCAAGUACCUCCUCGCCAUCGGAAAAGUUCCGCACACCUUCCCCUACACCGUCUAUACCCAUCCACAUCCCGCAGCGCCCGCGGGUAUCACUCACCUCUUUGUUCCUCCGUGCAGACGAGCUCUACACUCACUAUUCGCCAUCACACCCCUCCAUCGCGCUCUCGUCCAUCAUGGGCCCGCAGAGCGUCAUGCUCACCUGGUCCGAGAACUCGGCGGAGCUGCCAACGGACGACGAGGCUGAGCUGAUGGUCACGAAGCCAGAACUCGUCGUGCGCCCCUACAUCGAGCCCGAGGACGAGGUCGUGUCAGACGAGGAGCAAACCGAGAAAAAGGACGCCGAGCGUCGGCGCCGGCGGAAGCCGCACAAGCCGCGCCAGCUUGAACGCGCGAUCCUCGAGCGCAAGACGGUCGUAGCGGGCGCGGUGCUCGUUCUCGGCGUCGCAGUUGUCGUGUAUGGGAUGCAAUCAGGGCAGUCGGGUGGGGGGCACCAUCCCCAUCAUACGGUCAGCAGGGAGCUCAGGCGAGUGAGCCAGUUCGUGGGCGGUGUGCUCCUGGGCAUGGGAGAGCGGGCGUUUGGUGUGGUUUUACCAUGA
Molecule: messenger RNA, 1716 nt
Organism: Sparassis crispa
Lineage: Eukaryota; Fungi; Basidiomycota; Agaricomycetes; Polyporales; Sparassidaceae
Exons: 7
Coding region: 1-1716 (571 amino acids)
Biological process (GO): endoplasmic reticulum to Golgi vesicle-mediated transport; positive regulation of GTPase activity
Cellular component (GO): endoplasmic reticulum membrane
Molecular function (GO): GTPase activator activity
Source: RefSeq, a predicted model, not a curated record